AUGUUCGAAACCCGAGUCCACACGAAGACAAUGGCAACAAGCAGAAGGUGCGAACGCUCCCAAGCAGGCCCCGGUUUGGAAAACGUGAUAAAGCGGUUAUUGUGUGUCCGAACUUUUCACACAAGAAUUGGAGGAGAUUUAACACCAGGAAUAAUAAACAGAGGGAGGCCGGCUAAUGCAGAGCAGAUGGGCCCACAGAGUAGCGCUGAGCAUUUCAACGUCUUUCCCCUCGACCCUUGGACCCAAGAUGACGAGUGCUGGACUCGUUAG
Messenger RNA from Myotis myotis, 270 nucleotides. RefSeq names its product chromosome unknown C3orf35 homolog (gene APRG1). The record is from RefSeq and is a predicted model, not a curated record. NCBI's taxonomy places the organism in Eukaryota, Metazoa, Chordata, Mammalia, Chiroptera, Vespertilionidae.